Penicillium pulvis is the source of this 807-nucleotide messenger RNA. RefSeq names its product hydroxynaphthalene reductase arp2 (gene arp2). NCBI's taxonomy places the organism in Eukaryota, Fungi, Ascomycota, Eurotiomycetes, Eurotiales, Aspergillaceae. The transcript has 2 exons. The record is from RefSeq and is a predicted model, not a curated record. Gene Ontology annotation, molecular function: oxidoreductase activity. The coding region runs from base 1 to 807 and encodes 268 amino acids.
AUGGUUGCUCCACUAUCCCAGACUGGCCCUGCCGAACUGGCGGGCAAGGUUGCUCUAGUCACCGGUGGCAGUCGGGGUAUUGGUUCGGGAAUCGCGUUGGAGCUCGCCAAGAAAGGUGCCUCGGUGGCUAUUAACUACGCCCGGGACCCCGUCUCUGCCGAAAAGAUUGUCCAGGAGAUCCAGGCCAUGGGCAACCGCGCGGCUGCUUUCCAGGCCAAUUUAACCCAAGUCGACUCGAUUGAGACCCUGUUUCAGCAAGUCGUGGCGCAUUUCGGGCAACUUGAUAUUGUUGUUUCCAACUCUGGAACUGAAAAGUUUGUCUCGCUCGCCGAUACCACCCUUGAUGAUUUCAACGAAGUGUUCGAUCUCAACACCCGUGCUCAGUUCUUCGUGGCUCAGAAUGCCUAUAAAUACAUCCAGCCCGGCGGCCGAGUGGUGCUGAUGUCGUCGAUCGCUGCGGGAGUCGGUGUUCCGGGUCAUUCCUUGUAUGCCGGCAGCAAGAGUGCGAUCGAGGGCUUCACUCGCUGCUUUGCCGCUGAUUUCGGGAAGAAGCGAUGCACCGUCAACGCCAUCGCCCCAGCUGGCGUGAAGAGUGAUAUGUGGUUGAAGAACUCGUGGCGUUAUGCGCCUGGCUGCGACCAGAGCUCAUCCCUCGAGGAGAUCGAACAAGCUCUAGCCAGCGGUAGUCCCUUAAAGCGGUGCGGCGUGCCGGCCGACAUUGGCCGAGUCGUGGCAUUUCUGGCCAGUCCAGGAGGGGAAUGGAUCAACGGUCAAAUCUUGCCGCUCAAUGGAGGUGCCAACAUUUGA